AUGAUUAAAUCUACACCUCAAUCAACAACACCUGCUCAAGCAUCUACAUCUGAAUCAACAACCACUGAACCAACAUCUACAUCGAUUACAGAAACAUCUACAUCUGAAUCAACAACAACAUCUACACCUCAAGCAACAACACCUGCUCAAACAUCUACAUCUGAAUCAACAGCAACCACUGAGCCAACAUCUACAUCGACUACAGAAACAUCUACAUCUGAAACAACAACAUCUACACCUCAAUCAACAACACCUGCUCAAACAUCUACAUCUGAAUUAAAAACCACUGAACCAACAUCUACAUCGACUACAGAAACAUCUACAUCUGAAACAACAACAUCUACAUCUCACUCACCAACCACUGAAUCAACAUCUGAAUCAACAACACCAAUAUCUACACCUCAAUCAACAACACCUGCUCAAUUAUCUACAUCUGAAUCAACAACCACUGAACCAACAUCUACAUUGACUACAGAAACAUCUACAUCUGAAACAACAACAUCUACAUCUCACUCACCAACCACUGAAUCAACAUCUGAAUCAACAAUACCAAUAUCUACACCUCAAACAACAACACCUGCUCAAGCAUCUACAUCUGAAUCAACAACCACUGAACCAACAUCUACAUCGACUACAGAAACAUCUACAUCUGAAACAACAACAUCUACACCUCCAUCAACAACACGUGCUCAAACAUCUACAUCUGAAUCAACAUCAACCACUGAACCAACAUCUACAUCAACUACAGAAACAUCUACAUCUGAAACAACAACAUCUACAUCUCACUCACCAACCACUGAAUCGACAUCUGAUUCAAGAACACCAACAUCUACACCUCAAUCAACAACUCCUGCUCAAACAUCUACAUCUGAAUCAACAUCAACCACUGAACCAACAUAUAAAUCGACUACAGAAACAUCUACAUCUGAAACAACUACAUCUGCAUCUCACUCACCAACCACUGAAUCGACAUCUGAAUCAACAAAAUCUACACCUCAAUCAACAACACCUGCUCAAACAUCUACAUCUGAAUCAUCAUCAACCACUGAACCAACAUCUACAUCGACUACAGAAACAUCUACAUCUGAAACAACAACAUCUACAUCUCACUCACCAACAUCUGAAUCAACAACACCACCAUCUACAUCUCAAUCAACAACACCUACUCAAACAUCUACAUCUGAAUCAACAUCAACAACUGAACCAACAUCUACAUCGACUACAGAAACAUCUACAUCUGAAACAACAACAUCUACAUCUCACUCACCAACCACUGAAUCAACAACAUCAUCAACACCAACAUCUACACCACAAAUAACAACACCUGCUCAAGCAUCUACAUCUGAAUCAACAACUACCACUGAACCAACAUCUACAUCAGCUACAGAAACACCUACAUCUGAAACAACAACCACUGAACCAACAUCUACAUCAGCUACAGAAACAUCUACAUCUGAAACAACAACCUCUACACCUCAAUCAACAACACCUGCUCAAACAUCUACAUCUGAAUCAACAUCAACCACUGAACCAACAUCUACAUCGACUACAGAAAAAUCUACAUCUGAAACAACAAUAUCCACAUCUCACUCACCAACCUCUGAAUCAACAUCUGAAUCAACAACACCAACAUCCACAUCUCAAUUAACAACACCUGCUCAAGCAUCUACAUCUGAAUCAACAACUACCACUGAACCAACAUCUACAUCAACUACAGAAACAUCUACAUCUGAAACAACAUCUACAUCUCACUCACCAACCACUGAAUCAACAACACUAACAUCUACACCUCAAUCAACAACACCUGUUCAAGCAUCUACAUCUCAAUCAACAACCACUGAACCAACAUCUACAUCGACUACAGAAACAUCUACAUCUGAAACAACAACAUCUACACCUCCAUCAACAACACCUGCUCAAACAUCUACAUCUAAAUCACCAUCAACCACUGAACCAACAUCUACAUCAACUACAGAAACAUCUACAUCUGAAACAACAUCUACAUCUCACUCACCAACCACUGAAUCAAUAUCUGAAUCAACAACACUAACAUCUACACCUCAAUCAACAACACCUACAAAUCAAUCAACAACAACUGUAACAUCGACAUCAAUAGCACCAACAUCUACCACUCAGUCAACAACAACUGAUACAUCCUCAACACAAACUGCACCAACAUCUACCCCUCUAUCAUCAACAACAACUGCACCAGCAUCUUCAUCAACUGCGACUGCAUCAAAUAUUUUAUUAUCUACAUCUACACAACCAACAUCAACCAGUCAAUCAACUGCAACGACACCUACAGAUCAAUCAACAACAACUGUAACAUCGACAUCAAUUGCACCAACAUCUACCACUCAGUCAACAACAACUGAUACAUCCUCAACACAAACUGCACCAACAUCUACCCCUUUAUCAUCAACAACAACUGCACCAGCAUCUUCAUCAACUGCGACUGCAUCAAAUAUUUUAUCUACAUCUACACAAGCAACAUCUACCAGUCAAUCAACUGCAACAACACCUACAAAUCAAUCAACAACAACUGUAACAUCGACAUCAAUUGCACCAACAUCUACCACUCAGUCAACAACAACUGAUACAUCCUCCAACACAAACUGCACCAACAUCUACCCCUCUAUCAUCAACAACAACUGCACCAGCAUCUUCAUCAACUGUGAAUGCAUCAAAUAUUUUAUUAUCUACAUCUACACAACCACAUCUACCUAG
Cyprinus carpio (common carp) is the source of this 2727-nucleotide messenger RNA. RefSeq names its product flocculation protein FLO11-like. Bases 1 to 2727 code for a protein of 908 amino acids. Lineage: Eukaryota; Metazoa; Chordata; Actinopteri; Cypriniformes; Cyprinidae. The transcript has a single exon. The record is from RefSeq and is a predicted model, not a curated record.